AGCCGAUCUAGUAGUUUAACUGCUCGAACUAAAACCCUCCCGGACUCGUUUAAGACAUAACAAGUCUCCUUCUCUUCUUCUUUCUUUCUUUCGAAUCCAAACACACUUCGAGUAAAAUCCGAAACCCAUGAAGGGAGGCAAAGGAGCCACCCACGCGGUUGCGACAUGGGUCCGGCGACAGCCGCCGAAGAUCAAGGCGUUUUUGGCGGUGGUGUCGGGUAUGUCCGCCUUGGUGCUCUUACGUAUGAUCGUCCACGACCACGACAACCUCUUCGUGGCAGCCGAGGCUGUCCACUCCCUCGGAAUAUCCGUCCUCAUCUACAAGCUUAUGAAAGAGAAGACCUGUGCCGGGAUUUCACUCAAGUCGCAGGAAUUGACGGCUCUGUUUCUAGCUGUUAGGCUGUACUGUAGUUUGGUUAUGGAAUAUGACAUACAUACGAUACUGGAUUCGGCUACAUUGGUGACCACGCUUUGGGUUAUUUAUAUGAUUCGGUUUAAGCUCAGGUCUAGCUACAUGGAUGACAAGGACAACUUCGCUAUCUACUAUGUGGUGAUUCCUUGUGCUCUGCUUUCAUUAGCUGUACAUCCCACGACCCAUCAUUUUAUUGUAAACCGAAUUGGAUGGGCAUUCUGUGUUUAUCUUGAAGCCGUAUCAGUACUACCUCAGCUUCGACUCAUGCAAAACACUAAGAUUGUUGAACCAUUUACGGCACAUUAUGUUUUUGCCCUGGGAGUCGCACGGUUCUUGAGUUGCGCACAUUGGGUCCUCCAGGUAAUGGAUACUCGAGGACAGUUACUGACAACUUUAGGUUAUGGGUUCUGGCCUUGUAUGGUUCUUCUCUCAGAAAUUGUCCAGACUUUCAUACUUGCAGAUUUUUGCUACUACUACGUCAAAAGUGCUGUUGAUGGGCAACUUGUUCUACGCCUACCCUCUGGAGUUGUCUAAGUUUAAGCUGUCCAGCAUGCAAGAUCAAACUGCAUCGCAACUCAAACCUUUGAGAAUGUAAUUGCCUGGUUGCCCAAAUCCGUUUCUUGGGCAGCUAUUAAGAGAAUGGCCGAGUCAUAGAGUGAACUGUAAAGCUAGGGAUGUUUCCUCACUAGUCAGGUUUACAAUGUAGUCAUUAGCAUAUACACUCAAUGUUUAGAACAUUUUCCUAGCAGACUUUUUGUGAUUCUGCAUUUAGUUUUGAAGUGUUAUCAGUGGAUGCUAUUCUCUCUAUGUUCUUUGCUGGUUAAACUGAAAAGAAUGUGCAACUCUCUGGAAACGGGGGUGGAAAUGUAAUACGACAUUUUAGCAUACUUCGUGAUCAAGAUUUUGUGUUCUAAUACUGCAAAUGCAAGUUGAAUGGCCAAUGGAAAUGGAAUGUUGUAUGAGAAU
Messenger RNA from Fragaria vesca subsp. vesca, 1378 nucleotides. Its product is annotated as ER lumen protein retaining receptor-like. Gene Ontology annotation, molecular function: ER lumen protein retrieval receptor activity. NCBI's taxonomy places the organism in Eukaryota, Viridiplantae, Streptophyta, Magnoliopsida, Rosales, Rosaceae. The coding region runs from base 128 to 946 and encodes 272 amino acids. Gene Ontology annotation, biological process: protein retention in ER lumen. The record is from RefSeq and is a predicted model, not a curated record. The transcript has 6 exons. Gene Ontology annotation, cellular component: membrane.